AUGGCAGAGGCCAGUCUCUCAGUGAAGGAGUUCAUCUGUCCAGUUUGUCUGGAGCUACUGAAAGAUCCAGUGACCGUUGCGUGUGGUCACAGUUUCUGUAAGGUGUGCAUUAAUAGUUGCUGGGAUCAGGAGGAUCUGAAGGGGGUUUAUAGCUGCCCUCAGUGCAGACGCUCCUUCACUCAGAGGCCUGUUGUGGGUAAAAACACCAUGCUGGCUGAAGUGGUGGAGAAACUGAAGAAGACGGAGCUCCACACUGCUUCUCCUGCUGGACCUGGAGAUGUGGAGUGUGAUUUCUGCACUGGGAGAAAACUCAAAGCCGUCAAAUCCUGCCUGGUAUGUCUGGCCUCUUACUGUGAAACUCACCUCCAGCCUCAUUAUCAGUCUCCUGCCUUUAAAAAGCACAAGCUGGUCAAAGCCUCCAGACGCCUCCAGGAGCAGAUCUGCUCUGAGCAUGAGAAACGGCUGGAGGUUUACUGUCGCACUGACCAGCAGUGUAUCUGCAUGCUGUGUACCAUGGAUGACCAUAAAGGACAUGAUACAGUAUCAGUUGCAGCAGGACGAGCUGAGAAACAGAAGCAGUUGGUGGAGACUCAGAGAAAAUAUCAGCAGAAAAUCCAGGAGAGAGAGAAGGAGCUUCAGGAGCUGAAGAAAACUGUGGAGUCUCACAAGAGCUCUGCUCAGGCAGCACUGAAGGACACUGAGAGGAUCUUCGCUGAGCUGAUCUGCUGCAUUGAGAGAAAACGCUCUGAGAUAUCAGAGCUGAUCAGAGCUCAGGAGGAGGCUGCAGUCAGAGGAGCUGAAGGAGUCCUGGAGAGACUGGAGCAGGAGAUCUCUGAGCUGAGGAGGAGAAACACUGAGCUGGAGCAGCUUUCAUUCACUGAGGACCAUCUUCAUUUCCUCCAGAGUUUCCAGUCUCUCUCUGCUCCUCCUGGACCUGCAGUCUUUCCCUCCAUCACUGCCCGUCCUGUCCACUCUUUUGAAAAGGUAGUGAAGUCUGUGUCUCAGCUGAGGGACAAAGUGGUAAAUCUCUGUGAAAGGGAGAUCAGAAAAACAUCACUUCAUGUGAAAGAAAUCCAGAUCACUGAACCCCAAACCAGAGAGGAGUUUCUACACUAUUCCUGUGAGCUCACACUGGAUCCAAACACAGUGAAUAAAUACCUCCGUCUGUCUGAGGGGAACAGAGUGGUGACCUACAGUAACACAGUCCAGCCGUAUCCUGACCAUCCAGACAGAUUUUAUGUCUACCAGGUUCUGUGUAGAGAGAGUGUGAGGGGACGCUGUUACUGGGAGGUUGAGUGGAGUGGGAGUGUGGGAGUUUAUAUUGCAGUGUCAUAUAAAAAUGUCAACAGGAAGGGAGUCAGUACUGAUUGUGUGUUUGGACAUAAUGAUCAGUCCUGGAGUUUAAUCUGUUCUCACUCCAGAUUGUCAUUCAGACACAGUAAUAAAGAGACUGUCCUCCCUGCAGUGCCCAGCUCCUGUAGAAUAGGAGUGUAUGUGGAUCACAGUGCAGGAACUCUGUCCUUCUACAGCGUCUCUGAUACAAUGACCCUCCUCCAUAGAGUCCACACCACAUUCACUCACAGCAUCUACCCUGGGUUUACUGUUGGUUUAAACUCAACACUUAAACUGUGCAGCUCAGAUCAGUAGAUGAAGCUGAAAUAUUCACACCUCAUUUCUCUCCACCACAGCAGACUAUCAGUAAAAUGGAUAUUAUAUAUACAGACUUUAAUUGGUCAAAUUCUAUAUUUUUAACUAAAGUUUUUUCUUCCCUUGAUGCCAACUUAAAACAGGUGUAAUUUUUCCAUUCUGCUGUACAUUUACAGUAAUAAGCUGUAAUUGAAAUAAAAUGGAAGCUACUGUAAAUUCAUCUAUUAAAAAUGUACAUUUUAAUUCGACUAGAUCUAUAAAUAUGUCCCCACGACCCAGAAGGAUAAGCAGCUUAGAAAAUGUGUGUAUGCGUGUGUGUUUAUAAAUAUGUGAAACGUUUUGAUGAACCUUUUUUGAUGAAAUUUAACUAAAGGAAAAAUAAACAAAAAUAAAAUCAAAAAGUUGUAAAUGCAAAUAAACAAUUAAUAAACAGUUUAGCUUUGCUUAAAACUUGCCUGAAUAACAUGUCCAAAAACUCACGUCUGGCAAGAUCAAUAAUCAAUAUAUUAUUUAUAUAUAUA
This is a messenger RNA of Colossoma macropomum (tambaqui), 2168 nucleotides long. Its product is annotated as tripartite motif-containing protein 16-like. Lineage: Eukaryota; Metazoa; Chordata; Actinopteri; Characiformes; Serrasalmidae. The record is from RefSeq and is a predicted model, not a curated record. Bases 1 to 1647 code for a protein of 548 amino acids. The transcript has 6 exons. Gene Ontology annotation, molecular function: protein binding; zinc ion binding.